AGAACAUGUUAUUCUUAGCGUACACACAGCUCGGGCCCUCCUACCGACACCAUUGUGUAAAUAAUUAGCUCUCUUAUAAACGUACUGCUAGAACACAUGAAGAAAUUCCGAGGCAGAUUAAUACAGACUUGAUAUUUUAACCGGAUAAUUGACUACUGGGCUGUUUCAAGCCUGGGUUCCGACGCUGGGAUCGUGGUGUAGUGUGGGUAUUGACAGAGCUGUUUGUUUGUGUGUGACACUACCGAGAAACAGUUCGUGAUCAGGGUGACAGCCCGUACUGGUCUAUUGGGAACUUUUCAUGUGGUACGGGAGAAACAUUACGGAUACUGGCGUUUCGCGUGUGGAGCAAGUUCUAUCGACAUGGUAUGUAUGUUGAUGUUAGAUUGACGGCUGUGACACACCCUGGGGGUUAAUCAGACUUAGCCAAAAGCCAUACAAAUAUGGCGCUCAUGUCUUCAAAGGACCUCAUGUCCGAGGAUGAAUUAAUAAAAAGGCUGGAGAAGCUCUCUCGUAACUAUGACUUAGCGACCAUGAAGAUAUUCAUAGCAGUGGAAAGUUUAGGUGAAAGUUUAGUAUACAGUACUUACAACAACGAGCGAAGGAACAAAUGGGAGUUCUUUCUCACAAGGAAAGAAGCAUGUCGGUUAGAUCUCAACCGACAUGAGCGAACGCAAGAGAAGUACAAACAGUUUCUGUACAACACUCCGAGAGAGGAACAGGGCCGGCAGUUCCACGCCGCGGUGCUCGCCAUGAUGAGGAAGAAAGGCGCCGUGGACAUGUUUCGCCAGCUCAAGGCCUACGAUGACGUCGACACGACGUUCAGUGGACAUCUUUGUAAGCUUUUCGACCGGAAGGUGGAGACAUGGUUUGAUAGUUUUGCAGCACUUUCGGUCAACCUGGUGUCCCACGUCAAGGUCUCCACAUAUACCAGGGUCCUGAAUGGUCAAAUUGAUGCGCUGUGCAGACGUGAUGGUCAUCUCUACGUUGUCAAUGUGAAGGUCACGGGGCAGGAGACUCCCCGACCUAUAGACAUCGCUGAACUGUGUAUGUGCAAGGCAUUGAUCAUUCAGAACGGACUGGAGACCCCGGACAAGGUCCGUCUGUCUCUUCUAAUCUGUCAUCUGAACGAAGAUCGUCCAGUUCUACGUCUUUGGUCAUACAGUCCCUCGGACGAGAUGGAACAAGCAAUCAGGGAAGGUGACAUUGACAAGAUGAUCGACAGCGGGAAGACGUCCCAGUAUCAUGAGUUCUGGAAGGCCAAUGUCCAUCUUAUUGGCGAGGUCAAAACGGACCGAAUUUAUAACAUGUGAUGAUCAUCAUGCUUGUGGCUCAAGGAUGGAAUAUACAUCCGGGCAACGCCACUUCCGGCAUGGUGGAUCGUUGUGAUACAUAGUCGCUGUGGUUUACCAGUGUAGUCACUCAGAUUAUUGAUGGCCGACUGUGAUACGUUAACACUAUGGGAAUUUCGGGUGAAGGUUCGUGUUUUUGUUGUUUCAAUCGGAACAUCCAUCCCAUAUGUCAUUAAACACGGACGGAAAUGAACAGUGCAUGCGUAGAGAUUCAGGAAACUUACACGUGUUUCUGUGAAAAUAUAGAACAAUUAUCUGUCAAGAUGGAUACGGAAUGCUUGGUACAUAACCCAGCUAUUAAACGUGAGCAAUAUGAUCCACGAUAUUGUGUUAACAGAAAACUGUAUGUCAGUGCAUUGUGUUAGUAUUUAAGUAUUUGUGUUUGUUAGUGUAUAUUUAUUUUACCUUUUUCAAAAUGGGUGGCCAAACUGUCUCCAACUGUAGAUAUAGUACGAUAUAUAAUGUAUUCGUAUAUGAAUGUUAUUUAUUAAAGAAUAACAUGUAACUUAGUUAAAUAUGUGACAUAUACCCCAUAUGAUAGAUGUAGUAUGAUGCCCAGGGAUUAGAGGUUGCUAAUUGAUAUUGACAUCCAAUGAUUGAGGGGAAAAUCCAGCGACUUGAGCAUGUACUAGUUGUGUGGAUAUGUGCGCCAUAUUAAUAUCCUGUCCUAGGUGACCAGUGAAACAUUUCAAGUAUAUAAUAGUGGCUGAUACAACGGAAAGAAUUUGCCCAAUAAUGUUUGAUUAAUAGCAACUAAUAGAUUCAUAAUUUGAUAUUUCGAUGUCAUUUUCAAAAUAUGAAUAUUUGGCAGCUGUGAUUCGACAUUAUUUCAGAUAUUACAAUAUUAUCUGUUCACUAUGACUUCCAGAUCAUGAUCCGUUUCCUCAUUCAGUCUCCAGAGUUAAACUUUUAUAUACGUUAUUUAAAGCUUGUUUGUAUGUAGAUAUAUAUGUAUAUCAUGGUACUAUUCAGUUUGAAUGUUUUGCAUGUACUCCAUGUCCGUCAGAAAUCUUGUCAUUUAAAAUAAAUAGAUC
Molecule: messenger RNA, 2383 nt
Organism: Haliotis rubra (blacklip abalone)
Lineage: Eukaryota; Metazoa; Mollusca; Gastropoda; Lepetellida; Haliotidae
Exons: 1
Coding region: 441-1310 (289 amino acids)
Source: RefSeq, a predicted model, not a curated record